Molecule: messenger RNA, 5362 nt
Organism: Chelmon rostratus (copperband butterflyfish)
Lineage: Eukaryota; Metazoa; Chordata; Actinopteri; Chaetodontiformes; Chaetodontidae
Exons: 2
Coding region: 1183-3954 (923 amino acids)
Biological process (GO): regulation of apoptotic process
Source: RefSeq, a predicted model, not a curated record
ACUCAGCUGUACCUGAAAGCCUCACUUUGUAGUUGCUGAAUGUAUUGAGUGUAAAUCGUUUUGAAAUUUGUAUACCAUAGAUUUGGAGCUAGCUUAAGUGAGAGUUUGUUUGUUUGUUUGUAAAUCGGAUCAGAUUGUGUAAAUACUGUAAGUAUUUUGUUUUUCUUAGAAGCAGUAGGGGUGGGCUGGCAUUUUUGUUACUGACUAUUUUCUCCUGUUUUACUUAGCCUAGGGACUGGGAGGUAGGCUUAGUAAAUGUUUUUUUGUUUAUUUAUGUUCCUACCAGGGUUUAGUUACUUUUUUGGGGGUUUUCAGAUAGCUUGUUUUGUUUGUUGUUUUGGCCAUUAGUCCACCCUGAAGCCAGGCUUCUUUUGUUAGUCCAUUUGGUUUGUAAAUUUAUCUGUGAAUUAUAAAAAGUACGAUUUUUGUUGGCAAUAAGCUGCCUGUUUUCUAUAGUAAUUUCUCCUCCGCCUUUCUUUGUGUUGUGCCUCUGCACCCCUAGACCAGGGGCAUAACACUCUGCACAAAGUAACGUGAACGCUUGUGAAACCAAAAGUGAAACUGUGGACCUUCAUAGCUCUAAAUACUGUGAGCACGCUGACACGGAAGUCCCAGGUUAACCGUGGAAACGUGGCAGUUAGAGUUUCUCAAGAACAUCUCUGAUGGAGGACUGAAGUUCGUCGGCUCGAGUCCUCAGACCGGGUCGAACUCAAAAAGGGACUGCGGCCGUCCAAGCAAAGACAACUCAGCGACCCGAUCCAGAGAGGCGCAGUUGACCGGCUGACGUUCUCACCAGGUUAGAGGACAACAAGGCACCGUCAGCUCGCACCGAGUUAACGCCUGAAUGCCGAGAUUUACUCAGGCUCUGAGACCAGGUGAAAAACACAGAAGCCAACAUGAAGAAGAUGUUUUAAAAGUUUCUGUCUGAGAUCGAGUUGAAAAAAUAAAACGAUGGAGCCACAAGGAGGAAAUACUCACUCUUCCUUUGCUUCAUGGUAUGACACAGGCAGGUGUAAGAAGACAUGUGACUCACCACAGGCUGAGGCGGAAGAGCUGAAUGAAGACAGAAAUGAGUCAUUAUACGAACAGGAAGGAAGUCGUACUUUCAUCUCAGAAAAAAAGAGGACUGCAGAUGAGAAGUUUUCAGAGCAGAGUGUUUGAGAUGAGUGGCUGAGCAAAAGGAUGCACAGGUCACUGGAUAGAUCUUACUCAACUCCUCCCUAUCCCACCUGGGGUGUAAAAGAAUAUAAAAGCUGUCUUAAAUCUAGAAUACGUCCUCCACCUGAGACUGUGGAGACAGGAGAUAAGGUUUUACCCACAACAGUCCAUCAUGACCCAGACACAGGACAUUCUUAUGCCAGUCUUCAAUAUAAACCAUCGGCUGAAAUGUCAGGCAAAAAUGAAAGCAAUUAUUUGAAAUUAUUUGAAAAAACAAUGAGUGCAGAUGAAAAGGAGAAGAACGAAAGAAGAAAAAGGGUCCACGGAUUAUCUGACAGUUAUUCCUCAACCUGUCCCUCUUCCUUCAGGAGGCGUCAUGAUUAUGAAAUCUGGUUUCCAUCCACAGGACUUCCUCCCUCCACGCUUCCCUCUAUUCUCCCACGACAGCAAAACGAGCGUAUCAUCUCAGCUCAGUCCGAACAUCAUAAUGUCAGACUUCCAGAUCAACAGUCACUUGAAGGAUUAAACCACCCAUACAACCAGCUACUCGACAUGUGGGGUCCUGUUGACAUGAGCAAAACCAAAGGUGAGACUGUGGAGACAGGAGAUAAGGUUUUACCCUCAACAACAGUCCAUCAUGACCCAGAAACAGAACAUUCUUUUGCCAGUCUUCAAUAUAAACCAUGGCCUGAAAUGUCAGGCAAAAAUAAUAGCAAUUAUUUGACUGGCGUCAGUUUAGCACUACAACAUAAGCAAGACCCUCAGAGAGUUUCUGGGGAAAGAGUGUCACUAUCUGGCGCCCACAGCUUUCCGAUUUUCAGCUCGUCUGCAUCCACUCCCUUCUCUGCAGGGAAUUAUUAUACUGACCCUUCUCCUCAGCCCUUCUUUCAGGUUUCUGCUCCUCCCUUCCAGUCUUCUCUGAGUUAUAAACCCCUGAAGGGAAACUUAAGAAGCUUCAGAAGGCAGAAAAAACGUAAGAUAUAUUCCUUUACUCCUGCUUCCACCAUUGAUUCCCCUCAAGAUCAAACCAGGGAAAUGGAGCUGCAUGCAUCAGCUGGUCCUUCCACAUGUCAACUCCCCACCAACGAUGACAAUGAUACAGACUCUGCUCUUCAUGACUCGUCUGGUCGUGUCCAUAGCGUAUCACAUACCCCCUCUGACUGGGAAACUCAGUCUUGUGAAUCCGGAGACACUCGUUUUCUUUCUACUCCUUCACUAACAUUAGACCAGAUCUUACAUCUUCCAAACAGACAAAACACAGAUGAUGGUGGCCGCAGCUUUGAUAAGUCCAGUUCUACUUUCAGAGUACCCGACAGCUCGCAGUCCAUAGCCCCAACUGUUGCUGGUCCUCCAUGUCCACAAGGCAGGCCUGCAGUCCUCCAGGACUCAACUGUCUGCGCUGAAGCAAGUGGAGCACAAAAUGCAUUUGAGCUGCUGUUUCUGCAGUCUGAAAGUGAGUCAGGGGAUGACGGUGGUGCUCUGAUGGAAAUGGAGACAUCUGCAACAGCUGUAAACAACUCAGUCACCCUGCCAGUCCGGUCUCACCUCCAGAUCUCCUCAGAUCCUGGUUGGAGUACACAAAGCUGCAGUCGUUUGCCUCGUUCUCACAGCAUGCCCUCACUGAGUCCAGUAAACUCCCUUACAAGAGCAAAGAGCCUACCUGACAUGCUGUUAAAAAGCAGCUUUGAGGAGUUCACGCCUGAUGUCACUGCUGAUGGACACGAUGAAACCUACAGGUUCCAGUGCUCCUGCCCAGGCCUGUACCAGUGCAGUGUGACAGGCCUGGUGUUCCACAUGGAGGGAGAAGGGGACGUGGUUUACAGGAUCAUCCCUUGGAACAGGAGGCGACUGGCCCAGCAUCACAAGCAGCCUGCAGGACCCCUGUUUGACAUCAAAUGUGUGCAGCAGUCUGUGAGUCAGCUUCAUCUCCCACACUGUGAGAUCUCCUCCGCAGGGGGGUGUGACUUCCUGUCAGUUGCUCAUGAGAACGAUGACAGCGUAGAGUUUAUCGCCCCUCAUAAGAUAACAGAAACACACGUUAUCAUCAACAUCACAGGGUUCUCUGGUUUCGGGAAUGUCAAGGACGAAGACUCACCACCUGACCCGGUCGGAGCGCUGGUUCUGCUGUUCUACAGGCCGCCGGUUGAUCCUGAGCUCACGUCCCUCCUCAAUGUGUUGCUGCUACCGAGGAACGUCGUGCUGCGGGAUGUGCUGCGCACCAGGAGGAAAUUAGUUGGAGAUGAGACCUACAUAGAGACAACCUCGCACUGUAAACUGCAGCCAAAGCAGGAAUACACUCUGUCCACUAAAGUCAAGUCCGUUCUAGUUGAACCAAAAAAAGCAGAGUUUGACUGUGACAACUACGACAACUACGUCCCAUCAUUCCAGGUGAAUUUCAAGAAGAUCAUGAAACACGUGAAGCUGCUGCUGAGAGAAGCCAACAGCUCCUGCAGCGUCUGGGAGAGACGAGUUUGUCUCUCAUCCACUGGAGUGAUGAGGUCCUGUGGGCAGAGCGCUCUGAACCUCCCUCCAAAUAAGAAGCUGUUCGACGUCCGGAGCAGCUUCAUCGAAGGGAUAUCAGGACCUGUUCUCAAGAGUCUGCUGGACAAACUGCUUGAGAAAAAGGUAAUGAGUGAUUCUGAGAGGGAGUCAGCAGACGACAUGCUGAACAGAAGAGACAAAGCUCGUUUUGUCAUCGACACAGUGAGGCAGAAAGGUGACGCUGCAAGUUCAGAGAUGAUUGAGUUCCUGUGUGAGGCCGACCCCUUCCUCUGUGAACACCUUGGCUUGAGCUGAAGCUCAAUGAACCGGUGAUGGAGUUUGAAACUGAUCAUCCUGUAACGGCCACAAAAGUUUUCUCUGCAUCAGUCAUUGUUUGUUAUCUUUCCUUGACACAGUGAAAAACGAAUAGAGAGAACAGAGCAUAUUGUUCUUGUCUAAGACAAUUAGUUGUUGGCCUUCACUUAUCUACCAUUGUUAUUAAAAGACUGUUAUUAAAAGACUGUUUCCCAGCUGUCAAUAGCCAUGUCUUGCAUUUGAUAAAGACAUGGCGACCUUGUGAUCUAGUGAGUUCAUGUGCUGUAUAUUCAUUUAGAUAUGUUUCAACAAAAUGUGCAAUUUGUGCAUUUUUUUUCUUAAUAUAAACUUUAUAAAGAUCUCUUCAUCACAGCCAAGCUGUAUUUUAUUUAUCAUCUUCAACUGAAUCAACCUUAACAAGGAUAGUUUUUAAAUGCUGAAUUUAAAGUAUUUCACUGUUACUUAUGAAUCUUUUACAAACACAUUUUACAAAAUGUUGCGACUGCAGUCUGUUGCACUUUGUAUGAUGUUUGUCAUCUUCUCACUCAAGCUUUGGAUAUUUGAUUUAAGUACACUUUUGAUGUUUGUUGUUAAUUUACUUUACUUGCAUUUUGUGUUUUUAUGCUGUUACAUUGCUGUCUGUAAGGUCCCAGCAAGAACCGGUGUCAUGAAGUUUUCAGCAAAUGUUGAUCCAAGUAAACAAACUACCAGAACAACAAAAACUGAAUUCAAAUUUUAAGGUCCAGCAGGGUGAAAGAGCUACUUUCAGGUGACCCUUUUAUUUACUUUUUACUUCUUGUCGGUAGUGUCAGUAACUCUGACUCUGCAGUCAAUCCAAUUUCUUCCAGAUGAGAUUUGAUUUCAUACCUUCAUCAGCCAGUAGGGGGGGACAUUUGCUUUUCAACAGUGUGAAUAAGUGGUCCUAAAACAGUAAAGUGUGUAUCUGUAUGCUUUUAUUAUGCCAGUGGAAGAAUAGUGCAAGAGGAAGCCUAGAAGGAAGCUCUGUUUUAUUGUUGCUUUUGGAUUUUCCAGCAUAUAUUUGAAAUCUUAUCUUGACAACAAAAAAGUUGUUAUAUUGACAUCAUUUAAUGCUCAAGUGGGUAGGUGAAAGAAAAAACGAAGGAAAACGGGGUUUUGUACUCUUUAAAAUAAGACAAGAUAAAACUUCAUUGAUCCCAUGUUGGGAAAAUUUUGUUGUUACAAAUGGUAAAAAUUAAAAGGAGAUGCAGAAAACGAACAAACAGACAAUACAAGAGGAUACAGAACAAAAUCAACUAUACAUGUACAAUAUAUACAAAAGAGCACAAAAAUAAUAUUGCCUUGAGGAGGAUGGCUCAGAUUCACAGGGUAAGAUUUUGAACUGUACAUGAGUAAGAUAUGGAUAAUAAAGUGUUUUUGUACUAAGUCA